CAUCUCACGUCCUGGACGAUAAACUCUGAUACUGAAAGUUUGAUCCCACCCUUGCUGAAUCAGAAUGUUUACGUCAAAAGCCUUUGUGAUUGCCUGUUGUUUAUACACUCUCGGCUCGUUGAUGACUGUUUCUGGAACCCCCGCACCAGGAAGUUUUUGCAGUAUGAAAGCAAAUGGUGAUUAUCGUCACCCAAUGGAUUGCUACGAGCACAUCAAAUGCAGCAAUGGAAUAGCACAUGUGUUCGACUGUCCGGCCUCCACCUUAUGGGAUGACUCUAAAAAACGAUGUGAAAACACUAGCGACUUACCAUCUUGCAACAGUCCUUUCACCUGCGUGGGACGCGCAGAUGGUUCAUACGCCAAUCCGACAGAAUGUACGUCUUAUUACGUUUGUGACGAACAAAUCACACACCUCAUGCAGUGUCCAGCAACAACCCAUUAUGACCCCACUAUGAAGGUAUGCGACCAUGCUGUAAACGUGCCAUGUCCAUGAAGGGCGAUUGGUUCCAACAACAAGGACUUUAUUUGGAUCUUGACAAGUUUCUUCUAAGUGUUGUUAUCAACAUGUGUUCCUCGUAAUGCAAAUGCGCUUAAAAACACAUAAAUAAAAAAAUAUCGAAACAAA
Messenger RNA from Mizuhopecten yessoensis (Yesso scallop), 625 nucleotides. RefSeq names its product peritrophin-1-like. Lineage: Eukaryota; Metazoa; Mollusca; Bivalvia; Pectinida; Pectinidae. Gene Ontology annotation, molecular function: chitin binding. The record is from RefSeq and is a predicted model, not a curated record. Bases 65 to 493 code for a protein of 142 amino acids. Gene Ontology annotation, cellular component: extracellular region. The transcript has 4 exons.